Aspergillus luchuensis is the source of this 531-nucleotide messenger RNA. RefSeq names its product mitochondrial pyruvate carrier family protein. Lineage: Eukaryota; Fungi; Ascomycota; Eurotiomycetes; Eurotiales; Aspergillaceae. Gene Ontology annotation, biological process: pyruvate import into mitochondria. The transcript has 4 exons. Bases 1 to 531 code for a protein of 176 amino acids. Gene Ontology annotation, cellular component: mitochondrial inner membrane. The record is from RefSeq and is a predicted model, not a curated record. Gene Ontology annotation, molecular function: pyruvate transmembrane transporter activity.
AUGUCGUCCUCCCGUGUUGGUCUUCGCUUCUUCCAGAACACCAGAGCUGCUUUCCGCAACGCAUAUGGCCCUUUCCGUCGGCCUGGUGCCCAGGGCUUCCGCUUCCAGAGCUCCGAUGCUGCGGCCGCUGAGCAACAGAGCACUUUCCAGCGUCUAUGGAACAGCCCGGUCGGUGUGAAGACGGUGCAUUUCUGGGCUCCCGUUAUGAAGUGGGCUCUUGUCAUCGCCGGUAUCUCCGAUCUUAGCCGCCCUGCCGAGAAGCUCUCCCUCACUCAGAACGGUGCCCUGAUGGCCACUGGCUGCAUCUGGACUCGUUGGUGCAUGAUCAUCACCCCCAAGAACUACCUGCUCGCUGCUGUCAACUUCUUCCUCGGAUGUGUCGGUGUUGUCCAGGUCGGCCGUAUCAUCAACUACCGCCGUAGCCUUGACGGCUCGACCGCCGCCGCCGUGCAGGAUCUGGAACAGGAGGUGGCCGAUGACGCCAAGGCUGUUGCUACUCAGGCGAAGGCUGCCGUCGAGAAGUCUGCUUAA